GUGGGAACCCAGUCGAUCUCUCCCCUCGAAUGGGCUGUCACCAGCGGCAACUGGGUGGCUGCAGAACUUAUCAUCCAGGAUCUCUUGACGAUUCGAGCCGACAGGGAGAGAUAUUACUACGGCCUUGAUGCAUUGUUCGAGAGGCAUCCUGACAUCAUCCAGUUGCUGUGCACGCAGGCCCAAUGCCUACUCAAAACUCUUCUUGAUGGAAUGAUGUGGCACUCUCACCUGACGACUGCUGGCAUGCGGCGCACGAACUAUUACAUCAAGCACUUGAUAACGGACAGAAACGGCGAUUUCGCACCUUGCAUGAAGGCUAUUGUGCAGCUGCAGGAUCCCGGCAUUGCGGUGCACAGAGUCCUGACGCGGGUGACCGGCAUCGUGUGGCAAGGCUUGAUCCGCUCCAGAUUCAUCUUUGGCACCACAUGGCUCCUUUUCAAUUUCUUGCUCUUUGUCCUGAGCCACGGGUUGCUCAACCAUGAAGCAGCGCAAGCGGAGAUGUCGUCAAGGAUUGCCAUGUUCACCUUCCGUUCCAUCAUCUACUUCUUAGGCAUGACGCAGCUGAUCUACGGCCGGGUCCGCCACAUAUGCAGAGCUAUCAAGGAUGGGGAUUUGGUUACUAUUGCAAACAUGCCCAUUCCCAAACGAAUGGUUGACAACUGGCGGGAGCCAGUUUCUUGCUUACUGGCUUCUGCUCUGAUCGUCAUGUUCUUCAUCGAGCCUGUGCUGUCCUGCUUGCAGCACUACGACGGUGAUUUUGAGGGCUCAGGUCUCUUUACCGAUCUCUGUCCGGAGGCCAAGGGCGUCCGGGAGGUGUAUUCCAUCCUCUCUUUGUUCAUUGUCGCUUUGUACAUGGCCUUGCUUCUGGACCUUGCAGCGUUGUCGAUCAAGUUGAACGCAUAUGUCCUCGUGGCAAUCAAUGUCUUACCAGAGCUUUUCCUGAUGAUUACGGCGGUAGCCUUCCUGGUGAUCAUGUUUGCCACGUGUGUGGCAGUCAGCCACACUUCAGUUGACACCUUCAAAGACAUGCCGACGGCUGGUAUGCGCUUCUUCCAGAUUGCGGCGAAGAUGCAAGACAACCGAGGGAUGCCGGAGAUCUCCACAGUUCCGCUUCUUAUGGUGGCGAUCGGCUUGUUCAUGGUUGCAGUGGUCAUCGGCGCCUUCAACAUCUUCGUCGCGCAGCUGACAUGCGCGCACCAGGAGAUCUACGACAGUAUGGUGGGUUAUUCAAUUCUGAGGCGAAUGCAGAUCUCCAUUGACACGAUGCAGACGCUUCGUCGGCGCAAGUUCAAGCAGUUUGUGGAUAGCCUCGUCAUGGACGAGCCUUUGGAGUUCGGCGAAGGCGAUAUUGGUCUUCCGGGUGGCGUGCAGAUCAUGGAGUGCGCAUCCCUUCACCCACAGAACAAAGAGAGCAUUAUCAGGUUCGGCGGUUCUACGGAGACAUCCAUGCAGUGGCCCAAAGAAGAAGCCUUGGAGAUUGCUUCGGAGGAUGCAAGGCUGGAUCGCUUGGUCAAGAAGUUUGACAAGUCGUUGUUGAGGAUAUCCAAGAUGAUGAAAAAGCGAGGCUUCUCAAGCUACACCUCUGCAGUCACUUCUCGAAUGGGGGCUUCGGCCACGAAAACAUCGACAAAGCUGAGCUCAGCGCCGGAUGGCGAACCUACGAGCGGUGCAAGUGGUGCAGCAAGCUACACCAGUGAGGAGCCCAACUAA
Messenger RNA from Symbiodinium necroappetens, 1710 nucleotides. The record is from the annotation of a GenBank genome assembly. NCBI's taxonomy places the organism in Eukaryota, Dinophyceae, Suessiales, Symbiodiniaceae.